GAGGGGUGGAGGGGGGAGGGGUGGAGGGGGGGAAGUAGAGGACCGCCCCUCCCCCGUCCCUCCCCCUUCCCGCAACGCGCGGCACCGGCAGCAGCGGCAGCAGCAGCAGCCCCAGGAGGAGCCAUGGCCUCUGGAGUAUCGGUGAGCGAUGACGUUAUCAGGGUGUUCAACGACAUGAAAGUGAGGAAAUCCUCGACACAGGAGGAGAUCAAGAAGAGGAAGAAGGCCGUGCUCUUCUGCCUGAGCGAUGACAAGCGACAGAUCAUCGUGGAGACCAGCCGACAGAUACUCGUGGGGGACAUUGGAGAGACGGUGGAAGAUCCAUACGGUGCCUUCGUGAAGCUGUUGCCUCUAAACGACUGUCGCUAUGCACUUUAUGAUGCCACGUAUGAAACCAGAGAGUCCAAAAAAGAAGACUUGGUCUUUGUGUUUUGGGCACCAGACAGUGCACCACUCAAAAGCAAGAUGAUUUAUGCCAGCUCCAAAGAUGCUAUUAAAAAGAAAUUUACAGGUAUCAAGCAUGAAUGGCAGGUGAACGGUCUGGAAGACAUCAAGGACCACUACACUUUAGUAGAGAAGCUUGGGGGAAAUAUUGUUGUGACGCUAGAGGGGAAACCCAUGUAAAUGUGACUACCUCCUGACAAUCUCCUGACAUUUACUUGCAGCUUUUGGGGUUUUGUUAUGUUACAUUUUUGUUGAAAGUUAACAUUUCUCAUUAAUCAGACUUUAUAACUCUUGCUGCCAAGGACCUAGGUCCGAGUUAUAUUUUCUGUUACAUUUUUACUUCUUGAAGGGCUGUCUAUAAGCCAGGUUCAUCGUACAUCUGCACAAGGGCUGGCUUUAUGAAACACUUAUAACUACACAGGCAACAUUGACUCCAUUCAAGAUAUGCCAAAAAUGUAUUUCAUACAAAUUGCUGAAAGCCUUUAUUCUUGCAGCUGUACUGGCCCUGCAGAUAGCUAUUGAUUUGAUACCAUACAGUGUUUGAUAAAGCCAAACCAUCAAACACCGUUUACACUACAUUCAGUACAUCUUGUGCAUUCAUACACAUAUUUUGUACUUCAGCUGUAACAUACGUUAACAUUGCAUGCUCUUUUUUUAGAAACAUUGUUCUCAUGUUUGUGCCAAGCACUGGUUUUAAUGAAGAAUUUAAGCAUUGCUGUGAAACUUGCAGUUCCAUUUACACAAACAGGCAUUAAGCAAUUAAAUACAAAUCCAAUUACAAUUCAAGGAAUUUCAUAUCAGUCACAAACCUUGCAGUAAUUUCCUGUCAAAACACUGGAGCCUUACAAAAUGAACAGCAGGCAGCAGCUAAGUUAUUUUACUUUAAAGUAAUUCCAAACUCUGCUGUCCCAGUUUGGAUGUUGUUAUAAGUGAGGCCAAGAUGUUGCCAAAGAGUCACUGCUUUGUAAAACUAAUGGUGUCAACGCAGAGCCACUGGCACAUGCAUAUAUUUUGGAUGUGUAGAAUACCAAACUGAUCAAUGCUUUGCUUUUAAGUUGUAACAGUACGAUGUAUUGUCGGUAUAUUAAACUACAUAAUACAUUAAAUGCAAAUUUUUUGCAGGCUUCAACCUAAAUACCAUACAAAUGUUUUAAAAUGCACUGUUAUAAAUGUUGCAAGUACUCUUACACAAAGAUUGUUGGCAGUAGCAGUUUUCUUCCAUGAUGGUUAAAACGUGAUUUUGCAUCGACUUAAUUUAUGUUGAUCAUUACAUCAAGUUGCUCUUCAACUAUCACUGAUUAACGCGACUAUUUGAUUUACAUUAAGUAUUUGUCACUGGUACUUAAAAUGUCACCUUUUGGUCAAACAUUCCAUCCAAUGAAGGCACAAAUCCAUUUGUGGUCAAAAAGUAGUAUGCCUUUAUUCUUGUCCACCUUCACAACAGAACUUUGUCUGCCAAACCAACAAUUCGCUUUCAUCAAAUCCAGCUUCCACAGCACAAGGCACUGGCAAUUGGUCAGAAAAUCAUACCGGCUCAUCUACAACUAUACUGUAUGCUUUUCAAAAUAAAAUUGCACUUUUGC
Lethenteron reissneri (Far Eastern brook lamprey) is the source of this 2027-nucleotide messenger RNA. RefSeq names its product cofilin 2 (gene CFL2). NCBI's taxonomy places the organism in Eukaryota, Metazoa, Chordata, Hyperoartia, Petromyzontiformes, Petromyzontidae. Gene Ontology annotation, biological process: actin filament depolymerization. Gene Ontology annotation, cellular component: actin cytoskeleton. The record is from RefSeq and is a predicted model, not a curated record. Gene Ontology annotation, molecular function: actin binding.